AAGCAGCAGCCAGUUGGUAAUGGAGACAUCUCAAUAACUUUACACGUGAUUAAAUUCAUAACUUUUCAUUAAUAAUGUUUGAUUUUUUUUGUUUUUUGUUUUGUUUUGUUUUGUUGUGUGUUGGUGUAAAGCCAUAUUAUACAUCUAAAUUUUUUUUUUUUUUUUUUGAGGGAGAUAUACUAGUAAUACAUAUACAUCUAUAUAUUAUCCGCGCUCUUAUUUAUUUAUACAUACACCAAAAGGUCGACCAACUCUCAUCCAAAUGCAAAGAAAACAAACAAACAUGGCAACUAAUGAAUUAGCAUCAUGUAACCAUGUAAAUUUGCUUCCUGAUAAAAACAAAGCCACCUUUCGCAACUUCUUUAAAAACUUAUGUUUUAAUCGACAUAUUAGUGAGACUGAACUUUUGGAUCACAACUGUUACGAAGAUGAAGAGAUCAAAAUCCUACAUAGAGGAAUGAUUUAUUUGUCCAUGUUUAUUCAAAUCUCUCUCAAGCAUAUGUCCAAGCCUAUGAAGAUUUGUCGAUCAUUUAUUGAGGGUUUUCUUAAUCGUGGUGUAACUCAAAGGGAGAGUGACAAGUAUUACAGUUUUCUGGGUCAUUCAGACUAUAGACUAGACCUCAGCAAAGAUAUAAAGCAUGGAGAUGCAAGAUAUUAUCCUGCACUUACUGUUAUGGCAUCUAAGUUAUCUUAUGAGAAUAAAGCUGUUAUAAGAACAGCAGUAACUGACCAUUGGAAGAUGGAAUUUGUGGACUUCUACAACUUUUAUAAUGAGUAUCAGCGUAAAUUAACAACACAAGCAUUUAUCUUUCGCGAGAGAAAUGCAGAUGGUGACAGAAUCAUCGUAGCAUUUAGGGGUACCUCACCAUUUGUGGCGGAUGAUUGGAGCACCGAUUUCGAUUUUUCAUGGCUAAAAAUUGGUGGAAUGGGAAAAACUCAUAUGGGUUUUAUGAUAGCUUUAGGUCUACAAAAGUUUUCUCGUGAAGAUGAUGAUUAUUAUGGAGAUUUUAGUGGUUCUUGGCCUAAAGAAGUUGACCAACAUCCUCAACAACCUCUAGCAUAUUAUACCAUUAGAGAAAAGUUGAAAGAAUUGUUGGGUGAUGAUAAAAAUGCAAAAAUUAUAGUCACUGGCCAUAGUUUAGGGGGUGCACUUGCAAUUCUAUUUCCAGCAGUUUUGGCUUUUCAUGGAGAAGUGGAGUUAUUAAAUAGAUUGGAGGGUAUAUAUACUUAUGGCCAACCUAGGGUUGGAGAUAGAGAAUUUGGUGAAUUUAUGAAAAAGAAUUUGAGGGAGCAUAAAAUUAAAUAUUAUAGAAUUGUUUAUAAUUAUGAUUUGGUGACUAAGGUACCCCUUGAUGAUGCCUUGAUGACAUUUAAGCACUUUGGGAAAUGCAUCGUCUUUAACAGCCUCUAUCACGGAAAGGUUGUUAAGGAAGAAGAGGAAAGAAGUGGCAACAUAAUAUUGAGGAUAUUGAUACUAAUAAUUGUGACAUUAUUCAACUUCAUUGUUGCAAGGCUAACUGCCGUGUGGGAGCUAAUAAGGGGGUUCUUCAUCGGGUUAGUAAAAGGCCCAGAAUAUAAAGAGGGGUGGAUGCUUACAUUUUUAAGAGUAACUGGGAUCUUUUUACCAAGUAUCGUUAAUCAUUUUCCUCAAGAUUAUGUUAAUUCUACAAGAUUGGCUUCCGAGGAUUUGUUCAAAGUCUGUCCUGCAUUGCUUUAGGAGCGAGACUUUUAAGUUACACGAUCAUUAUAAUUUGUUCUGGCUUAGCUGUCAAAUAAAAGUAUUUCGUAUGCUUUAAGUUGUGAUUAGUAAUUUGUGAUAAUAGUAUGUUGUUGAGUACUUGAUGUAAGUUCUAUUGACUAUCAAUCUAAGAAUAAUAGCAAACAAUAAUAGAAUAUCAAAUAAUAAAGCAGGAAAGAACACACCAGAAAUUUUACGUGGAAACCCAAGAACUGGGAGAAAAACCACGAAUCUGCACUAGGAAUCGAUGAAUAUUCAAGAAAGAUUACAAAAACACUCAAGAACUCUCUCUAC
Molecule: messenger RNA, 2032 nt
Organism: Beta vulgaris subsp. vulgaris (sugar beet)
Lineage: Eukaryota; Viridiplantae; Streptophyta; Magnoliopsida; Caryophyllales; Amaranthaceae
Product: triacylglycerol lipase OBL1
Exons: 5
Coding region: 263-1717 (484 amino acids)
Biological process (GO): lipid metabolic process
Molecular function (GO): triacylglycerol lipase activity
Source: RefSeq, a predicted model, not a curated record